AUGGCCCCCUCCGCGACAGGAACGCAGUUAACUUCAGCAAAAAAUAAACGUCCGGUACCAUCACUAAUCCAAACAAAUGGAUGCCACUCGACAACGUUGUCCUCUCCUCUGAUAUCCAGUGGCCGAAUUUUGUCACCUGCUAAGCUUACAUUGAAUCUAGCGACAAGUAACGGCAUUGGAAUUAGCAGUCCAACUGUGCGCUCUAUUAUUCGCAAGCGAGAGGCGAUUCCGCAAGUGAAUGGUAGUGACCAGAUGAACUGCAGUGCUGGCUUAUUGCGCUCUGGGAUUCAGUCAGAUGAGACUACGAUACUAACUACAACUGAACCACCGUCAUACUUCAAAUCUGACGAGUAUAUACUUAAAAAAUAUCGCCAUAGUAUACCUUCCCUUGUGGUACAUCUUCAUCCCACUCACUUUCGGUUCGAUAAUCAAGAGGGCCACUUUCCUUAUCAAUCACCCAUGAGACUCAUGAUCGAACAUCUAAGACUUCGAACUAUACCGCAUGAUCUAGUAGAAUACUUUGGAGAUGUACCAUAUUAUGAAGACUGUAUGAUUGUCAAGAUUCACGACCAUAAAUCCACCUCUUUAUCCGAUCCUGUAGACCGAAAAGAGUCGCCCGAACCAAAACCAGUACCUUUCUCGAUCCACAACUACAGCCAAUAUUGUACACCAUCGUCUUACGUACCAUAUCCCAUAAAAAGCCCUAUUUCCAAAAAACCUAAGGUUAUAAUCGAUAAAAAUAAUACGAAAGCCAGCGAAGAACAGGAUAAUGAUCAAAACCCCACUUCCCUGUCUUCUAAAGCCGCUGGGCCAAAGAAACCAGAAAUUCUAACCGUUGUGCUGCGCCCAACUCCUAUGAGCAAAUUUAUCGAUCGAGCUCUACAAGCUAUCAAUCUUAUUGGCACAGAGAGAGUAAUGAAUGUACAAAGUGACACAAACGGAGUGACUCCGAAUCUAGCUCUUACUCCAACCGUGGCCCCUAAUCUAUCAGCGAAUCUACAGCCAAUCACAGUCUCAUCUCCAAAUCGUGGAAAAUCAAGGUUAAAAAUUGAUAGCAACCAAAUAUGUAAGAUUGAGGCACAAAUUACAUUAGCAACUACUGCCCCUCUCGUACUCAAGCCAGUUAGUAGCGCGUUGGAGUCAGCCGCUCUAAUAGAAUCGCUCGCCCAUCCAAUGUACAACGAGAAGCCCCCCGCUCCUAAGUCAAGGAAGAGAACAGUUGCAGAGGUGGCUGCCGACGAGGCUUUUGCUGCUGAGCAAGAAAGAUAUAUGCUUUUAUUUGACGAGAGACUUUCCUCCAAUGCACUUACAACCUCUGGUGGUGUCAAUACAUCUGGCGGAGAGACACAAUCCGGUGGAACCCUUUUUGAAGCUCGUUUUGAAAGGUUUAAAUUAAUUGAAUCAAUCCGUAUUCAACUCGAAGAAAACAAACGAAUUGAAAAACAGAAAGCUAUUGAAAAUGAGAAGCGUCAAAAACAAGAAAUGGAAAGAAUUAAACUCAAGGAUGAAGCCGAGAAACGAGCUGAAAAAGAGAGAAGAAAUGCUGCACAACUUCAGCAGGCACAACUUCAACAAGCUCAAGCUCAGGCUCAGGCUCAGGCUCAAGCUCAAGCUCAAGCUCAAGCUCAGGCUCAAGCUCAAGCUCAGGCUCAGGCUCAGGCUCAGGCUCAAGCUCAAGCUCAAGCUCAAGCUCAGGCUCAGGCUCAGGCUCAGGCUCAGGCUCAGGCUCAGGCUCAGGCUCAAGCUCAAGCUCAAGCUCAGGCUCAGGCUCAAGCUCAAGCUCAAGCUCAGGCUCAGGCUCAGGCUCAGGCUCAGGCUCAGGCUCAAGCUCAAGCCCAGCGGCUUGCAGAAACGAAUCGAACACGUCAAAUUCUAGCUAUAGAGCAAACCCGCUCACAACAAGCGUUGCAAGGAAACUCGAAUCAGAUUCAGCCACAGCAUGCUCAUCCUCAAACUACAUCAUCACAAAAUGCAAUUCUAGGCCAGGCUCAUCGUCUACAUCAGCAAACAUCUCAAGCUCAGGCCACUUCACCUUUAAUAAGGACAGAGACACCAAAUUCAAACUCUUCACCAAGUAUCAACAAUGCAGGUUCUAUUCCUAUGCAACAGUCAACAUCAAGUAUGGGAGGCAGUCCCACUCGUCCGGGCUCUGCCACUCAACAAAAUCAAGCGCAAAAAACUGUCCCAACAUCGCACGGUAUGGUCUCUCAAAAGAGUCAGCAAAGUCAUUCUGGCACACCUCGAAUGCCCGUUUCCACACCUGUGCAAUCUACUCCUGCAAGUCGAAACUCUUCGCAGACACCAAGAUUAGGUCAAAGAAGUCCUCAAGGUCAAAUUUCACAUAACCCACAAGUCCAAAUGAUAAAUGGCCAACCAAUACUGAAUAAUUCAGCACAAGCCCAAGCAUUUCAGCAACAGAGAUUGCAGCAUAUUUUGCGCCAGCAACAACAACAACAACAGGCUGCACAAGGUCUUGGUGUAAUUAUGCAAGGCCAUCAAGCAAGUCCUCAGCAGAUGCUUCAAGCCCAGCAAAUUCUUAGAAAUCAACAACAGCAAGGUAUGCCUCAGCAAGCUAUACAAGCUUAUACUGCCCAAAUGACAGCAUUAGCACAAAGACAGGCAUCACAGGGUGGAAUUCCCCAGAGUAUGAAUCCAAACUUUAUUGGGAACGUAAGUGGAGUAGGAGGCGUACAACAAGUACCGAUGAACAUGCAGCAAAUUCAGCAGUUACAGCAACAGCAAAUGAUGUUGCAAGCACAAGCUCAACAGAUAGCCGCUCAACAACAAAAUAGCCAUCCAAUCCAGCAGCAAGGAGGAAUUAGCCAGGCAGCUCAUAAUCAGAUUAUGGGUCUGGCACACCGUAUAUAUCAAGCAGAAAAAGCUUCUUUCGCUUCCCAAAACCCGAACGUAAUAAUUACUGAUGAGUUAGAUCGGCAAAUGAGAGCACGUGCACAAAACGCGGCGCAGCAGCAAUAUAUUCAAGCUAGAAGAAGACAACAAAUGGCUGCAGCACAAGCUGCUCAGCAGGGUGGCAAUCAACAAAAUUUGAACGCCUUGCAACACCAAAUGGGAAUGUAA
Blumeria graminis f. sp. triticale is the source of this 3078-nucleotide messenger RNA. The record is from the annotation of a GenBank genome assembly. Lineage: Eukaryota; Fungi; Ascomycota; Leotiomycetes; Helotiales; Erysiphaceae.